CUUUUGAUGACUUUUCUGACUUCUCCACAGAUGAGUUGACUAUGGAGGUGAGACCUUCUUCUCCACAGUCUGUAGCAUCUCAAUGUGAACUUAGGGCUCUUUCUCCUGACUCACCUGUUCCUCAUUUUGACGUGGCCCAAAUUGAGAAUUAUGACCAAUGCUUUCACCAAAGGUCGUACACACCACAAUCGAGUGUUUCAGAUUGGGAAGGUUGUGAUUUGUGUCUCACCGACCUUUUUGAUGAGACCAGACCGAUGUCUCCACAGUCUGUUUCAUCAGACAUGGAACUAGAUGUCUCAUUUCGCGGCAGGGCGCUGUCUCCAGAUUCUGUUUCUUCAGCUGUAGACACGUCCCUACUUCGGGACUGGCUGUUAGACUUCAGAGCAUCCUCCCCAGAGUCUGUGGCAUCAGUUGAGAAGUGUUCAUUUGGUCCUGAUUGUAUGUUUGUUCAAAACAACAAACAUUGUAGUUAUUACUUAUGGUAUACUGAGGAAAGGCCAUUUUCUCCUCUGUCAACAUUUUCUGACCUGGAGUAUUCAGAAUUUUGUCUCAAGGAUCUCUUUGACGACAGCAGGCCAGGAUCGCCAGAUUCAGUAUCGUCAGAAAAUUUAAGUGCAGAAAAUAAUGUCGUGGCAAUUGCAGGCCAACCAUGGUCUUAUGCAAGACCUUUUACAUAUGCAGAUGUCGUGCGUGGCGUUAAAAAUAAAAAACAAUCAGAGACCAUGUCUGACAACACGGCUUUGGAGUCUCAGCCUAUUUUGCGACCAUCUGACUCUUUUGAUGACUUGUCUGACUUCUCCACAGAUGAGUUGACUAUGGAGGUGAGACCUUCUUCUUCACAGUCUGUAGCAUCUCAAUGUGAACUCAGGGCUCUUUCUCCUGACUCACCUGUUCCUCAUUUUGACGUGGCCCAAAUUGAGAAUUAUGACCAAUGCUUUCACCAAAGGUCGUACACACCACAAUCGAGUGUUUCAGAUUGGGAAGGUUGUGAUUUGUGUCUCACCGACCUUUUUGAUGAGACCAGACCGAUGUCUCCACAGUCUGUUUCAUCAGACAUGGAACUAGAUGUCUCAUUUCGCGGCAGGGCGCUGUCUCCAGAUUCUGUUUCUUCAGCUGUAGACACGUCCCUACUUCGGGACUGGCUCUUAGACUUCAGGGCAUCCUCCCCAGAGUCUGUGGGAUCAGUUGAGAAGUGUUCAUUUGGUCCUGAUUGUAUGUUUGUUCAAAACAACAAAAAUUGUAGUUAUUACUUACGGUAUACGGAGGAAAGGCCAUUUUCUCCUCUGUCAACAUUGUCUGACGUGGAGUAUUCAGAAUUUUGUCUCAAGGAUCUCUUUGACGACAGCAGGCCAGGAUCGCCUGAUUCAGUAUCGUCAGAAAAUUCAAGUGCAGAAAAUAAUGUCGUGGCAAUUGUAGGCCAACCAUGGUCUUUUGCAAGACCUUUCACAUAUGCAGAUGUCGUGCGUGGCGUUAAAAAUGAAAAACAAUCAGAGACCAUGUCUGACAACACGGCUUUGGAGUCUAGGCCUGUUUUGGGACUAUCUGACUCUUUUGAUGACUUUUCUGACUUCUCCACAGAUGAGUUGACUAUGGAGGUGAGACCUUCUUCUCCACAGUCUGUAGCAUCUCAAUGUGAACUCAGGGCUCUUUCUCCUGACUCACCUGUUCCUCAUUUUGACGUGGCCCAAAUUGAGAAUUAUGACCAAUGCUUUCACCAAAGGUCGUACACACCACAAUCGAGUGUUUCAGAUUGGGAAGGUUGUGAUUUGUGUCUCACCGACCUUUUUGAUGAGACCAGACCGAUGUCUCCACAGUCUGUUUCAUCAGACAUGGAACUAGAUGUCUCAUUUCGCGGCAGGGCGCUGUCUCCAGAUUCUGUUUCUUCAGCUGUAGACACGUCCCUACUUUGGGACUGGCUCUUAGACUUCAGGGCAUCCUCCCCAGAGUCUGUGGGAUCAGUUGAGAAGUGUUCAUUUGGUCCUGAUUGUAUGUUUGUUCAAAACAACAAACAUUGUAGUUAUUACUUACGGUAUACGGAGGAAAGGCCAUUUUCUCCUCUGUCAACAUUGUCUGACGUGGAGUAUUCAGAAUUUUGUCUCAAGGAUGUCUUUGACGACAGCAGGCCAGGAUCGCCAGAUUCAGUAUCGUCAGAAAAUUUAAGUGCAGAAAAUAAUGUCGUGGCAAUUGCAGGCCAACCAUGGUCUUAUGCAAGACCUUUUACAUAUGCAGAUGUCGUGCGUGGCGUUAUAAAUAAAAAACAAUCAGAGACCAUGUCUGACAACACGGAUUUGGAGUCUCAGCCUAUUUUGCGACCAUCUGACUCUUUUGAUGACUUGUUUGACUUCUCCACAGAUGAGUUGACUAUGGAGGUGAGACCUUCUUCUUCACAGUCUGUAGCAUCUCAAUGUGAACUCAGGGCUCUUUCUCCUGACUCACCUGUUCCUCAUUUUGACGUGGCCCAAAUUGAGAAUUAUGACCAAUGCUUUCACCAAAGGUCGUACACACCACAAUCGAGUGUUUCAGAUUGGGAAGGUUGUGAUUUGUGUCUCACCGACCUUUUUGAUGAGACCAGACCGAUGUCUCCACAGUCUGUUUCAUCAGACGUGGAACUAGAUGUCUCAUUUCGCGGCAGGGCGCUGUCUCCAGAUUCUGUUUCUUCAGCUGUAGACACGUCCCUACUUCGGGACUGGCUCUUAGACUUCAGAGCAUCCUCCCCAGAGUCUGUGGCAUCAGUUGAGAAGUGUUCAUUUGGUCCUGAUUGUAUGUUUGUUCAAAACAACAAACAUUGUAGUUAUUACUUACGGUAUACUGAGGAAAGGCCAUUUUCUCCUCUGUCAACAUUGUCUGACGUGGAGUAUUCAGAAUUUUGUCUUAAGGAUCUCUUUGACAACAGCAGGCCAGGAUCACCAGAUUCAGUAUCGUCAGAAAAUUUAAGUGCAGAAAAUAAUGUCGUGGCAAUUGCAGGCCAACCAUGGUCUUAUGCAAGACCUUUUACAUAUGCAGAUGUCGUGCGUGGCGUUAUAAAUAAAAAACAAUCAGAGACCAUGUCUGACAACACGGAUUUGGAGUCUCAGCCUAUUUUGCGACCAUCUGACUCUUUUGAUGACUUGUCUGACUUCUCCACAGAUGAGUUGACCAUGGAGGUGAGACCUUCUUCUUCACAGUCUGUAGCAUCUCAAUGUGAACUCAGGGCUCUUUCUCCUGACUCACCUGUUCCUCAUUUUGACGUGGCCCAAAUUGAGAAUUAUGACCAAUGCUUUCACCAAAGGUCGUACACACCACAAUCGAGUGUUUCAGAUUGGGAAGGUUGUGAUUUGUGUCUCACCGACCUUUUUGAUGAGACCAGACCGAUGUCUCCACAGUCUGUUUCAUCAGACGUGGAACUAGAUGUCUCAUUUCGCGGCAGGGCGCUGUCUCCAGAUUCUGUUUCUUCAGCUGUAGACACGUCCCUACUUCGGGACUGGCUCUUAGACUUCAGAGCAUCCUCCCCAGAGUCUGUGGCAUCAGUUGAGAAGUGUUCAUUUGGUCCUGAUUGUAUGUUUGUUCAAAACAACAAACAUUGUAGUUAUUACUUACGGUAUACUGAGGAAAGGCCAUUUUCUCCUCUGUCAACAUUGUCUGACGUGGAGUAUUCAGAAUUUUGUCUUAAGGAUCUCUUUGACGACAGCAGGCCAGGAUCACCAGAUUCAGUAUCGUCAGAAAAUUUAAGUGCAGAAAAUAAUGUCGUGGCAAUUGCAGGCCAACCAUGGUCUUUUGCAAGACCUUUCACAUAUGCAGAUGUGGUGUGUGGCUUUAAAAAUGAAAAACAAUCCGAGACCCGGUCUGAAGAUACGGCUUUGGAGUCUAGGCCUAUUUUGCGACCAUCUGACUCUUUUGAUGACUUGUCUGAGUUAUCCAUAGGUGGGAUGACGAUAGAGGUGAGACCUUCUUCUCCACAGUCUGUAGCAUCUCAAUGUGAACUCAGGGCUCUUUCUCCUGACUCACCUGUUCCUCAUUUUGACGUGGCCCAAAUUGAGAAUUAUGACCAAUGCUUUCACCAAAGGUCGUACACACCACAAUCGAGUGUUUCAGAUUGGGAAGGUUGUGAUUUGUGUCUCACCGACCUUUUUGAUGAGACCAGACCGAUGUCUCCACAGUCUGUUUCAUCAGACAUGGAACUAGAUGUCUCAUUUCGCGGCAGGGCGCUGUCUCCAGAUUCUGUUUCUUCAGCUGUAGACACGUCCCUACUUCGGGACUGGCUGUUAGACUUCAGAGCAUCCUCGCCAGAGUCUGUGGCAUCAGUUGAGAAGUGUUCAUUUGGUCCUGAUUGUAUGUUUGUUCAAAACAACAAACAUUGUAGUUAUUACUUACGGUAUACUGAGGAAAGGCCAUUUUCUCCUCUGUCAACAUUGUCUGACGUGGAGUAUUCAGAAUUUUGUCUUAAGGAUCUCUUUGACGACAGCAGGCCAGGAUCACCAGAUUCAGUAUCGUCAGAAAAUUUAAGUGCAGAAAAUAAUGUCGUGGCAAUUGCAGGCCAACCAUGGUCUUUUGCAAGACCUUUCACAUAUGCAGAUGUUGUGCGUGGCUUUAAAAAUGAAAAACAAUCCGAGACCCGGUCUGAAGACACGGCUCUGGAGUCUAGGCCUAUUUUGCGACCAUCUGACUCUUUUGAUGACUUUUCUGACUUAUCCAUAGGUGAGUUGACGAUGGAGGUGAGACCUUCUUCUCCACAGUCUGUAGCAUCUCAAUGUGAACUCAGGGCUCUUUCUCCUGACUCACUUCUUCCUCAUUUUGACAUGGCCCAAAUUGAGAAUUAUGACCAAUGCUUUCACCAAAGGUCGUACACACCACAAUCGAGUGUUUCAGAUUGGGAAGGUUGUGAUUUGUGUCUCACCGACCUUUUUGAUGAGACCAGACCGAUGUCUCCACAGUCUGUUUCAUCAGACAUGGAACUAGAAGUCUCAUUUCGCGGCAGUGCGCUGUCUCCAGAUUCUGUUUCUUCAGCUGUAGACACGUCCCUACUUCGGGACUGGCUGUUAGACUUCAGAGCAUCCUCGCCAGAGUCUGUGGCAUCAGUUGAGAAGUGUUCAUUUGGUCCUGAUUGUAUGUUUGUUCAAAACAACAAACAUUGUAGUUAUUAUUUACGGUAUACUGAGGAAAGGCCAUUUUCUCCUCUGUCAACAUUUUCUGACGUGGAGUAUUCAGAAUUUUGUCUCAAGGAUCUCUUUGACGACAGCAGGCCAGGAUCACCAGAUUCAGUAUCGUCAGAAAAUUUAAGUGCAGAAAAUAAUGUCGUGGCAAUUGCAGGCCAACCAUGGUGUUUUGCAAGACCGUUUACAUAUGCAGAUGUCGUGCGUGGCGUUAAAAAUGAAAAACAAUCAGAGACCUUGUCUGAAGACACGGCUUUGGAGUCUAGGCCUCUUUUGGGACUAUCUGACUCUUUUGAUGACUUUUCUGACUUCUCCACAGAUGAGUUGACUGUGGAGGUGAGACCUUCUUCUCCACAGUCUGUAGCAUCUCAAUGUGAACUCAGGGCUCUUUCUCCUGACUCACCUCUUCCUCAUUUUGACGUGGCCCAAAUUGAGAAUUAUGACCAAUGCUUUCACCAAAGGUCGUACACACCACAAUCGAGUGUUUCAGAUUGGGAAGGUUGUGAUUUGUGUCUCACCGACCUUUUUGAUGAGACCAGACCGAUGUCUCCACAGUCUGUUUCAUCAGACAUGGAACUAGAUGUCUCAUUUCGCGGCAGGGCGCUGUCUCCAGAUUCUGUUUCUUCAGCUGUAGACACGUCCCUACUUCGGGACUGGCUCUUAGACUUCAGAGCAUCCUCCUCAGAGUCUGUGGGAUCAGUUGAGAAGUGUUCAUUUGGUCCUGAUUGUAUGUUUGUUCAAAACAACAAACAUUGUAGUUAUUACUUACGGUAUACGGAGGAAAGGCCAUUUUCUCCUCUGUCAACAUUGUCUGACGUGGAGUAUUCAGAAUUUUGUCUCAAGGAUCUCUUUGACGACAGCAGGCCAGGAUCGCCAGAUUCAGUAUCGUCAGAAAAUUCAAGUGCAGAAAAUAAUGUCGUGGCAAUUGCAGGCCAACCAUGGUCUUUUGCAAGACCUUUUACAUAUGCAGAUGUCGUGCGUGGCGUUAAAAAUAAAAAACAAUCAGAGACCAUGUCUGACAACACGGCUUUGGAGUCUCAGCCUAUUUUGCGACCAUCUGACUCUUUUGAUGACUUGUCUGACUUCUCCACAGAUGAGUUGACUAUGGAGGUGAGACCUUCUUCUCCACAGUCUGUAGCUUCUCAAUGUGAAGUCAGGGCUCUUUCUCCUGACUCACCUGUUCCUCAUUUUGACGUGGCCCAAAUUGAGAAUUAUGACCAAUGCUUUCACCAAAGGUCGUACACACCACAAUCGAGUGUUUCAGAUUGGGAAGGUUGUGAUUUGUGUCUCACCGACCUUUUUGAUGAGACCAGACCAAUGUCUCCGCAGUCUGUUUCAUCAGACAUGGAACUAGAUGUCUCAUUUCGCGGCAGGGCGCUGUCUCCAGAUUCUGUUUCUUCAGCUGUAGACACGUCCCUACUUCGGGACUGGCUAUUAGACUUCAGAGCAUCCUCCCCAGAGUCUGUGGCAUCAGUUGAGAAGUGUUCAUUUGGUCCUGAUUGUAUGUUUGUUCAAAACAACAAACAUUGUAGUUAUUACUUACAGUAUACUGAGGAAAGGCCAUUUUCUCCUCUGUCAACAUUGUCUGACGUGGAGUAUUCAGAAUUUUGUCUCAAGGAUCUCUUUGACGACAGCAGGCCAGGAUCGCCAGAUUCAGUAUCGUCAGAAAAUUUAAGUGCAGAAAAUAAUGUCGUGGCAAUUGCAGGCCAACCAUGGUGUUUUGCAAGACCGUUUACAUAUGCAGAUGUCGUGCGUGGCGUUAAAAAUGAAAAACAAUCAGAGACCUUGUCUGAAGACACGGCUUUGGAGUCUAGGCCUCUUUUGGGACUAUCUGACUCUUUUGAUGACUUUUCUGACUUCUCCACAGAUGAGUUGACUGUGGAGGUGAGACCUUCUUCUCCACAGUCUGUAGCAUCUCAAUGUGAACUCAGGGCUCUUUCUCCUGACUCACAUCUUCCUCAUUUUGACGUGGCCCAAAUUGAGAAUUAUGACCAAUGCUUUCACCAAAGGUCGUACACACCACAAUCGAGUGUUUCAGAUUGGGAAGGUUGUGAUUUGUGUCUCACCGACCUUUUUGAUGAGACCAGACCGAUGUCUCCACAGUCUGUUUCAUCAGACAUGGAACUAGAUGUCUCAUUUCGCGGCAGGGCGCUGUCUCCAGAUUCUGUUUCUUCAGCUGUAGACACGUCCCUACUUCGGGACUGGCUCUUAGACUUCAGAGCAUCCUCCUCAGAGUCUGUGGGAUCAGUUGAGAAGUGUUCAUUUGGUCCUGAUUGUAUGUUUGUUCAAAACAACAAACAUUGUAGUUAUUACUUACGGUAUACGGAGGAAAGGCCAUUUUCUCCUCUGUCAACAUUGUCUGACGUGGAGUAUUCAGAAUUUUGUCUCAAGGAUCUCUUUGACGACAGCAGGCCAGGAUCGCCAGAUUCAGUAUCGUCAGAAAAUUCAAGUGCAGAAAAUAAUGUCGUGGCAAUUGUAGGCCAACCAUGGUCUUUUGCAAGACCUUUCACAUAUGCAGAUGUCGUGCGUGGCGUUAAAAAUGAAAAACAAUCAGAGACCAUGUCUGACAACACGGCAUUGGAGUCUAGGCCUGUUUUGGGACUAUCUGACUCUUUUGAUGACUUUUCUGACUUCUCCACAGAUGAGUUGACUAUGGAGGUGAGACCUUCUUCUCCACAGUCUGUAGCAUCUCAAUGUGAACUCAGGGCUCUAUCUCCUGACUCACCUCUUCCUCAUUAUGACGUGGCCCAAAUUGAGAAUUAUGACCAAUGCUUUCACCAAAGGUCGUACACACCACAAUCGAGUGUUUCAGAUUGGGAAGGUUGUGAUUUGUGUCUCACCGACCUUUUUGAUGAGACCAGACCGAUGUCUCCACAGUCUGUUUCAUCAGACAUGGAACUAGAUGUCUCAUUUCGCGGCAGGGCGCUGUCUCCAGAUUCUGUUUCUUCAGCUGUAGACACGUCCCUACUUCGGGACUGGCUCUUAGACUUCAGAGCAUCCUCCCCAGAGUCUGUGGCAUCAGUUGAGAAGUGUUCAUUUGGUCCUGAUUGUAUGUUUGUUCAAAACAACAAACAUUGUAGUUAUUACUUACGGUAUACUGAGGAAAGGCCAUUUUCUCCUCUGUCAACAUUGUCUGACGUGGAGUAUUCAGAAUUUUGUCUCAAGGAUCUCUUUGACGACAGCAGGCCAGGAUCGCCAGAUUCAGUAUCGUCAGAAAAUUUAAGUGCAGAAAAUAAUGUCGUGGCAAUUGCAGGCCAACCAUGGUCUUUUGCAAGACCUUUUACAUAUGCAGAUGUCGUGCGUGGCGUUAAAAAUAAAAAACAAUCAGAGACCAUGUCUGACAACACGGCUUUGGAGUCUCAGCCUAUUUUGCGACCAUCUGACUCUUUUGAUGACUUGUCUGACUUCUCCACAGAUGAGUUGACUAUGGAGGUGAGACCUUCUUCUCCACAGUCUGUAGCUUCUCAAUGUGAAGUCAGGGCUCUUUCUCCUGACUCACCUGUUCCUCAUUUUGACGUGGCCCAAAUUGAGAAUUAUGACCAAUGCUUUCACCAAAGGUCGUACACACCAAAAUCGAGUGUUUCAGAUUGGGAAGGUUGUGAUUUGUGUCUCACCGACCUUUUUGAUGAGACCAGACCAAUGUCUCCGCAGUCUGUUUCAUCAGACAUGGAACUAGAUGUCUCAUUUCGCGGCAGGGCGCUGUCUCCAGAUUCUGUUUCUUCAGCUGUAGACACGUCCCUACUUCGGGACUGGCUAUUAGACUUCAGAGCAUCCUCCCCAGAGUCUGUGGCAUCAGUUGAGAAGUGUUCAUUUGGUCCUGAUUGUAUGUUUGUUCAAAACAACAAACAUUGUAGUUAUUACUUACAGUAUACUGAGGAAAGGCCAUUUUCUCCUCUGUCAACAUUGUCUGACGUGGAGUAUUCAGAAUUUUGUCUCAAGGAUCUCUUUGACGACAGCAGGCCAGGAUCGCCAGAUUCAGUAUCGUCAGAAAAUUUAAGUGCAGAAAAUAAUGUCGUGGCAAUUGCAGGCCAACCAUGGUCUUUUGCAAGACCUUUCACAUAUGCAGAUGUCGUGCGUGGCGUUAAAAAUGAAAAACAAUCAGAGACCAUGUCUGACAACACGGCUUUGGAGUCUCAGCCUAUUUUGCGACCAUCUGACUCUUUUGAUGACUUGUCUGACUUCUCCACAGAUGAGUUGACUAUGGAGGUGAGACUUUCUUCUCCACAGUCUGUAGCAUCUCAAUGUGAACUCAGGGCUCUUUCUCCUGACUCACCUGUUCCUCAUUUUGACGUGGCCCAAAUUGAGAAUUAUGACCAAUGCUUUCACCAAAGGUCGUACACACCACAAUCGAGUGUUUCAGAUUGGGAAGGUUGUGAUUUGUGUCUCACCGACCUUUUUGAUGAGACCAGACCGAUGUCUCCACAGUCUGUUUCAUCAGACAUGGAACUAGAUGUCUCAUUUCGCGGCAGGGCGCUGUCUCCAGAUUCUGUUUCUUCAGCUGUAGACACGUCCCUACUUCGGGACUGGCUGUUAGACUUCAGAGCAUCCUCCCCAGAGUCUGUGGCAUCAGUUGAGAAGUGUUCAUUUGGCCCUGAUUGUAUGUUUGUUCAAAACAACAAACAUUGUAGUUAUUACUUACGGUAUACUGAGGAAAGGCCAUUUUCUCCUCUGUCAACAUUGUCUGACGUGGAGUAUUCAGAAUUUUGUCUCAAGGAUCUCUUUGAUGACAGCAGGCCAGAAUCACCGGAUUCAGUAUCGUCAGAAAAUGUUAUUGCAGAAAAUAAAGUCGUGGGAUUUGCAGGCCAACUUCAGUCUCGUGCAAGACAUGUUACACUUGCAGAUGUGUCAUCCUUGUCCCCAGUGUUGAGAGACCUCCAUCCUUAUCAAAAAUUUAUAUCACCUUUGUUUGAGCCCCUCUAUAAGGGACAAUAUUCCUCUUUCAAAAUGUUUUUUAACUUCAAUGUCGAACAACAGCCUUUCCACGAUCCUCAACCAGUCCCCUCCUAUUUAGCAGUCAAACAGCCACGCAAGUUAUCUCUGUCUUGUAUUAAUCCUUCAUACAAUCAUCUCCCAGAGAAUCCUUCAACCUGCCUCACUGACAAAUGUACUGCAAAAUUUCCUCCAGACUCUGCUGUCCUAUCAUAUUUUACACCAAAAUAUUCUUCCCAACUUGCUCAGGAAUGUAAAUUCAAUGAAUCAUUUUCACAAUCAGAUAAUGUUGUACACAUAUGUGAGGCAUCUCAUUCUCAUCAGUUAUCAGAAAAUGUAUCUGUUUCACCAGAUUCAUCAGUGUUGCAUCUAAAGUUUGUUGAUCAGUAUCAUGAUGAGAUCAAACCAGAUUCUCCCAAAUCUAUUGCCCUUGACAGUGAAACUCAUGACACACUGCGCCAUCAAAACAUGGUUGUCCAGUCAUUUAGUGACUCCUGCUUUUCUAAUUCAAGACAAUCUUCCUCUGGAAUUCCUGAUUCAGUUGAAGAUUCAGUACAAUGUUUAAAACACCAACAAUCUCAACACGGUCUCAUAGGUGAAAGUGUUCCCACAGACCAAAGACUUGCCCACAACCCAAUCCAUAGGAGAUUAAUGGCACACAUAUUUGAUCCAGUCUAUAAGGGAAAACAUGUCUGUGACACAGUCAUGUUUAGUCUAACUACUUUUGAUAGAGGCUUUGAAAAGACUUUUGAGCAAAACAACUUUGAAUGUUUAACAGCUAUUGGGGAGACGCAAUUUGUUGAAGAAUCUUGUUAUUUUGAAAGCAUGGACAGCAUCGAGCCUCCACUGAAUGAGGCCAUGACUGGCAAUGCUAGCCAGCCAGAGUUGAGUUCCAUGCCAUCUGUGGAAGAAAACAUGGACUUUCAUCACACUGUCAAAGUCAUGGAGGCCUUCAGCAAACAAACUCAAACAAGGAGUGAAACAAUGGAACCAAGACCGCUUUUGCUUGAGCAUGAAGGGACAGACACUAUAUCCCCAUUAAUGAUGACACACAGCCAAGAUGUCCUUGUCAAAGACAUGAAAAGACAGUCAGUGAGAAUGGACAAAACGUUUCAAGUUCUGCCGGAGAUCAACGCAGAGAUUGGCUCAAUGUCUGAAAGUUCUGAUGAUGAAUUUUUGAGUACCAGAAUUGUGCAAAGGAGAGUUGUCAUUCAGGCUGAUGAAAUGCCUGACCUUCCGACUCAGACUGUGACAGAAGAAAAGUACCGAGAUGAAAAUGGGCACAUUGUUGUCAAAAAGGUUACUCGAAAGAUUAUUCGCAAGUGUGUUUCAUCGGACGGUGUGGAACGGGAGGAGGUCUCGGUCGAGGGAUCCCCACAGAGGUCCAUAAGUGUUGCAGAGGGAGACGGAUACUCCAAAGUGGUGAAGCGCACUGUUCUAAAGAGUGAGGGAGACCAUACAGAGGUUACCUUUGCAGAACGUGAGGGUUUCUCAGCAUCACAAGAGACCGCUGAGGUGCGUAAAGUCAGUCUGGCAGAAAGUACCAUUGUCGUAGAGGGUAAAAGAACUGUCACACACAAAGGAGACUUGUCUUUGGACUCCGACCUCCCCUCAGCCCAAGAGGACUUCAAACAGGCACUCGGUUAUAUAGGUGGUUUUACCAGAGCAGAGCUUCCCCAUGUGGUGGAAAGUGAGACUGUCAAAGAUGAUGGAACUGUGGUCACGAGGGCCCACAUGCGUAAAGGUCAGACCGUCAGACGGACGGUGGUGCAAGGCGCUGGGCAGCGCAAACAGGUCUUUCUCGAGCAAGUGGACGGCCCCACGAAAGGUUCCAAACCACACGAACUCCAGCAGCAUCUGCACCAGCUGUUUCACCACUACUAUGAAGAACACCAGGAGGACCACGAUGACGAUAAUGAAGACGAGGAAGAGAGAGAGUAGAAGAAUGUGGAACACGCUCCCUUGCGACACUAACUAUCCUAUGCAUUUGCCACAUGCAAUCCCAGCGUGCACCUCAAAGCUACCACAGUCUUCCCAUUUAAGUCUGGAAAGAUUUUUUGAAAUUUUCAGUUUCCUUCCUUUGCUGGUGUUACAUAUUCAUUCAUUUCUUUGUUCUGACAUAGUUAUUGAUUUUUAUGAUUAAUAUUUUUUUUUUGCCUUUUUUGUGACCAAAGAAUAUCUUUCCUGAUCAAUUUUAGGUUUUGUGUCAACAUAGUCUACAUUUUUUUUUUUUGGUCUUUAUUAUGUGGAAAAGCAACAAAAAUAUCAGAAAUAAACAAGAAAUGCUAUUCAGUUAUAGCCCACACUGAACACUUCACCGAAAAAAAUACUCUCCUGAAUGGAUGCUUGAACUAAAAAAAAACAAAAAAAAACAAACUGAAAAGUUAUUCACGCUACACUGCCUCUCACCGCCAGACUUAGUGAGAUCUUCUUGCCGAAGAAAAGUCACUGAACUAAAGUCAGAUUAUACACAAGUGUAUUUAUUUAACUCCGAUCGCUGCUGCUGCUGCUGCUGCUGCUGUUGUGUUUUUGUGUAGGCUCUGUGUAAUGUGUCUUUCAGGCAUUCUGAUAGUAUCUAACCUAAUCUAGAUAAUACUGACAUCUGUAGCCUAGGAAUGAUGAAUUAAUCAUGUGAAGUUCGAGCGGGCAUGACUAAUCAACAUCUGUCAUUAUGAUCCUGGCUUUGUAGUUUUUGUCCAUUUCCACCCCGUGCUGCGCCUUUCUAAUCCUUGUGUUACGUUUGAGUCGAGGAGACUUUUGUUGGCACUGUGUCCUAAAUUAUUGAUCACAGCUCUUAUGGUAUGAAUGGUGAGCGUGUGAGGAAAUUUCACUGUCGGUCCAUGCAUGACCCCUUGGGUGUCUGAUUGAUUUGAGAUUAUUUUAAGCACAUGUUGUUUUAUUUUAGAGGGCUAUUUUCUGUACUAGAUAACAAACUGUCAGAAAAGGAGGAACAAAGGUGAUUGAAAUAGCCUUUUGAAGUACUUUAUUUUUUUUUAAUUUACCUUCAGUGACUCCAUUGGAUUCCCACUGCACCCCUAAUUUCCGACGCUAUAAUGGUUUUUUUUUUUUCGUUUUUUGUUGUUGUUGUUUUUUUUUUUUUUUUUAGGCCAGUGAAAAGCUAUUUAUUGGGAAAAUAUGGCACAUAACGUGAUGGUGGUUCCGGUGUAUGUAUUUAUUUAAUAUUAACAUGCUUGUUUGUGUUGAGUUGUGCGACUGUGAGUGAAAGUUUUUUUUUUUUUUUGAGUGAGUAGAGAUUUAUUUUACACAUGCUGUAUUUGCACUCCUGAAUGUCAGGGAUGGAACGCCUCCAUGCUUUUAGUGCACCCGCAGAGUUUCAGUCAAGUAUCACCGAUCGUCUAAUUCUUUGGCAGGACAGAUGGCGAGUAGUCACAAGCAUAUUGAGACCGUUUGAGAGAGCUGCAACAAACCUUAUUCCCGCUCAGAGCAUCGCUACGGUAUGGAACUCAACGUAAUGUUUUUAUUUCACUAUCACGAUUUCCUUUUGAGAGACGAGGAGUGGGGCGGAGGGGGGGGGAGAACUGGGAGUUCACUGUGACGGGUAUACUGUACUUUUAAUUUGAAAAAUCAGCACCCCCUUUUUUCUGUGAUGCAGACAGUUAUAUAGUCAUAUGAUGCAUAUGUAUAAACAUCUAUAAGGGCAUGUAUUGCUGUUCAAAAGUAAAAAAAAAAAAAAAAAAAAAUGGC
Molecule: messenger RNA, 13763 nt
Organism: Phycodurus eques (leafy seadragon)
Lineage: Eukaryota; Metazoa; Chordata; Actinopteri; Syngnathiformes; Syngnathidae
Gene: ank2a
Product: ankyrin 2a, neuronal
Exons: 7
Coding region: 42-11999 (3985 amino acids)
Biological process (GO): protein localization to T-tubule; regulation of cardiac muscle contraction; signal transduction
Cellular component (GO): T-tubule
Molecular function (GO): protein binding
Source: RefSeq, a predicted model, not a curated record